Molecule: messenger RNA, 1139 nt
Organism: Cladocopium goreaui
Lineage: Eukaryota; Dinophyceae; Suessiales; Symbiodiniaceae
Source: the annotation of a GenBank genome assembly
AUGGCCGCCAUGGCGUGCGCAGAGGGUACUGUGCCAGGCGCGGGGCCUGCCAUGGCGGCUGUGGCCGUGCCCAUGGGCAUGAUGUGCGGCUGCAUGGGCUGCACCGGCUGCGCCAUGGUGAAUGGCAUGGAUGGCGGCUUUCCGGGCAGUUAUGGCUGUUGCAAUGGCUGCAACGGCUGCAACGGCUGCAAUGGCUGCAAUGGCUGCAAUGGCUGCAAUGGCUGCAACGGCUGCAACGGCGGCUGUUGCCACGGUUGCUACGGCUGUUGCGGCCCGAUGCCAGUGUUUGUCAGCGGGGGCUCUUCAGCAUCCACUGCCGUGCCGGUGUGGUCCAAUGGAGGCGACAAGGCCGCCUGGGCGCCCGACUGGUCCUCCCCUGGCUGGUCACCUGGUGAGUGGGGCGAUUGGUCGACUGAGGGCAACGAGUUUGGGAACGGCUGGGAGGAGCGGCCCAGGGCCGUUGGGUUCAAGACCAAGAUCUGUGGCUACUACGUGGAAGGCUGCUGCCCCAAAGGAGCAGAUUGCACCUUCGCUCAUGGAGCCCAUGAGCUCCAAAUCAGUGGACAGAGACUUGAGAGAGUGGAGAGCCAGAGCAACCACGAGGCGAAUGGCCGCGACAGUCGCAAAGGAGAGAAAGUGACCAAGGAUAUCUCCGAGGGAAAGAAGGGCACAACCGCUCCAAGUCGAAAGGGCGAGGCAGGUGACAGGAAGACCAAGCCUUGUGUUUAUUUUGCGAAGGGCAGCUGCAACAAAGGAGCAGAGUGCAGCUUUCUGCACGAUUCGAAAGCCGAGGGCACUGAGAGCAAAGGCAAAGGCCAGAUGGCAGCUGUAGUCGCGGCAGUCACUGCAGCUUUGCCCAUGGCCCAAGGGAACUCGGCAGCCUUGUGGGCUUUUAGGAGAGUUGCGGCCCUGGCAAAGUGCGACGCUGCCCGUUGCUCUGAUUCUGAAGUGAUCAUGGCCGUCGAACAUGGGGUUCCGUUGGGGCGAAGGCGUCUCAACGGUGGCACCAGAAAGGCGUGUGCCACACGAGGUCGCCUCGUCAUCUUCGCCAUGGAAUUCGGUGAAGUCCCGGUGCCGAAGUUCAGCGAAAGGAAGCUAAAAAAACGAGCCACGGGCCGGGACGCAGACAGCACCACGAU